AUGGCGGAAGAUGUGCCAACGGGGGGCGAUCCCUUUCCCAACCCCAUCUCCGGCACUACCGACGAAGCAAGCUGGAAGCAUCGCCCGCCAUACAAGAUCCAAACAGACGAAGAAUUCGGCCCCGUUAAAUGGACCGGAAGGUGCCAAUGUGGACAGGUAGAGUACAAAAUAAAUCGAGAGAAGCCAUUGAAAUCGAAGUACUGCCAUUGUCGGGGGUGCCAAGUAUUGCAUGGUGCACCAUUCCAGUGGGCCACUAUAUUUCACAAGUCCGACAUAACGUUCACCAAAGGUGCUGAUGGCCUGGCCUUCUAUUCAUCUACGGAGAAAUCGAGAGAGUAUAUGAACCCGACAAAGGUGUCGUGUUCGUUCUGUCGGACUCCGAUCAUGGAUGAGGGACGUAAUGUUUGUCUUCUAUUCCCUGCGUCUAUUGACUAUGGGGAGACACAUGAGGAGAGAGAGAAGUGGAUUAAUGCAUUUGAAGUAGAGUGCCAUAUUUUCUACAGCCGACGGGCUGUCGAGAUCCCAGAUGGAAAGCCGAAAUGGUCCGAGUUGGAUGAUAGUAGCGAGCUUUUGGAUGAUUCGGGUAACCCUAAGAAGGGGAAAUCAUGA
This is a messenger RNA of Aspergillus caelatus, 609 nucleotides long. RefSeq names its product GFA family protein. The record is from RefSeq and is a predicted model, not a curated record. The transcript has 3 exons. Bases 1 to 609 code for a protein of 202 amino acids. Gene Ontology annotation, molecular function: carbon-sulfur lyase activity. NCBI's taxonomy places the organism in Eukaryota, Fungi, Ascomycota, Eurotiomycetes, Eurotiales, Aspergillaceae.